UGAAUCAUUUUCGCUGUCCCGCAAUAUUUAAUUAACUGCAGCGCGAGAUCAUUGCAGUUUUAGCCGUCAGUCAAGUGAAACAUACAAAAACCAAAAUGAAGAAGGCUGCCCUGCUGCUGGUCGCCUUCCUGGCUGUGGCCGUGGCCCAGUCGAAUCAGCUCAAAAAGCCCGGAUUCCUGCGUGUGCCGCUCAAGAAAUUCCAGUCGGCUCGCCGCCACUUCGCCGAUGUGGGCACAGAGCUGCAGCAAUUGCGCAUUAAGUACGGCGGAGGCGAUGUUCCGGAGCCGCUGUCCAACUACAUGGACGCCCAGUACUACGGACCCAUUGCCAUCGGCUCGCCGCCGCAGAACUUCCGGGUGGUGUUCGACACCGGGUCCUCCAAUCUGUGGGUGCCCUCCAAGAAGUGCCACCUGACCAACAUCGCCUGCCUGAUGCACAACAAGUACGAUGCCAGCAAGUCGAAGACGUACACCAAGAACGGCACCGAGUUUGCCAUCCAGUACGGUUCGGGCAGCUUGUCCGGCUAUUUGUCCACGGACACCGUGUCCAUUGCCGGUCUGGACAUCAAGGAUCAGACAUUCGCCGAGGCGCUCAGUGAGCCCGGUCUGGUCUUCGUGGCCGCCAAGUUCGACGGCAUCCUGGGCCUGGGCUACAGCUCCAUUUCGGUGGACAAGGUGAAGCCCCCGUUUUACGCCAUGUACGAACAGGGCCUGAUCUCGGCUCCCGUGUUCUCCUUCUACCUGAACCGCGAUCCCGCCUCCCCCGAGGGCGGUGAGAUCAUCUUCGGUGGCUCCGACCCCAGCCACUACACGGGUGAGUUCACCUAUCUGCCUGUCACCCGCAAGGCCUAUUGGCAGAUCAAGAUGGAUGCUGCCUCCAUUGGCGAUCUGCAGUUGUGCAAGGGCGGUUGCCAGGUGAUUGCCGACACGGGAACCUCGCUGAUUGCUGCUCCCCUGGAGGAGGCCACCUCCAUUAACCAGAAGAUCGGCGGCACUCCCAUCAUCGGCGGACAGUACGUUGUUUCCUGCGAUCUUAUUCCCAAUCUCCCGGUCAUUAAGUUCGUGCUAGGCGGCAAGACCUUCGAGCUGGAGGGCAAGGACUACAUCCUCCGAGUGGCCCAGAUGGGCAAGACCAUCUGCCUGUCCGGCUUCAUGGGCAUGGACAUCCCCCCGCCCAAUGGACCCCUGUGGAUCCUGGGCGACGUUUUCAUUGGCAAAUACUACACCGAGUUCGACAUGGGCAACGAUCGUGUGGGCUUCGCCGAUGCCAAAUAAUCGAACAAAGAGAAAUAUACUUAACAUUUAAAUUGUAAACAUUAUCGAUCUUUCUCCGAAGAACCUACGGAAUAUAUAUGUACUAGCUAUAAA
Drosophila takahashii is the source of this 1367-nucleotide messenger RNA. RefSeq names its product cathepsin D (gene cathD). Gene Ontology annotation, cellular component: lysosome. NCBI's taxonomy places the organism in Eukaryota, Metazoa, Arthropoda, Insecta, Diptera, Drosophilidae. The record is from RefSeq and is a predicted model, not a curated record. Gene Ontology annotation, biological process: proteolysis; cell death. Gene Ontology annotation, molecular function: aspartic-type endopeptidase activity.